Molecule: messenger RNA, 519 nt
Organism: Truncatella angustata
Lineage: Eukaryota; Fungi; Ascomycota; Sordariomycetes; Amphisphaeriales; Sporocadaceae
Exons: 3
Coding region: 1-519 (172 amino acids)
Source: RefSeq, a predicted model, not a curated record
AUGGCCGUACCAAGAGAAGCUGUCUCGCGAAUCACAACAAGCACUAUCGCAGGACAAAGUCAACAGCAGGAUACAACACUCAGCCUCCAGCUGCUGCAGAACAAUAGACAGCAGAUAUUGCCCCAACACGAAAUGUCACCAUCUCCUCCCGUGCGCGACAGCAAACGGGACGGGCGUGGCUCGAGUGCCACACGCGGAAGUCCAGAUCCCGCAUCAAACGUGAACACCAUCGAACCCCGGACCACCUCAGUAUCAGUGCUGAACGCCGCGUUCUACGUGGAGGUCUUGAUGCUCACAGCAAUGCAAUUGUCAGCAAGAAGUAACAGCUGCUCCAUGCUGUGGAAGCAGAUGUUUGGCGACCUCGAACCCCUCGAGCUUCAAGUGGAUCUUGACAACUCCUUGCAACGAGAUCGACAUUGGCAAGCGAGCCCUCGCUCAAACGACGGCAAGCCCCACGAGUAUCAAGGUCCUGAACAGGCGACAAGAGUAGAGACGGAGAGCUUGACGUGCCAACCUUGA